CCAAAUCCGAAUAGUCCACCUUUCCUUUUUUCUUAGUGGGGGAACUCCAAAGUCAAAUCAGUGUUUACUCUAUCCGUACGCUUCCAUUCCAGUAAAAGUGCAGGCUAUAGUUCAUUUCAUAUGAUUAAUUGGGUAAAUUUAUAGUUGUUUGAGCUUCUAUAUAUUCACUGAGAAACUAUGGCUUAGGCAAAGAAGAGUUGAAUAAGGAUCCACAUCUCUUGCAACCAUAGCAAUGGCGUCUACAAAAUCUUCUCCACUAACCAUUCCCCUGUUUUUGACAUGGAUGAUUCUGUUUCUUCAACCCAUGGUGUCAUCUGGGAAUCAUGCAUUCUCAAUCAAAGAAGCAACUGUGCAGGAUCUCCAACUUGCAUUUGAGAAAAACCAACUCACAUCAAGGCAACUCGUUGAGUUUUACAUGGGGGAAAUCCAUAGACUUAAUGUGCUCCUUAGAGCGGUGAUAGAAGUUAACCCGGAUGCUUUGUAUCAAGCUGAUGAGGCUGACAGAGAGCGCAAGGCUAAAGCACCUGGAUCACUAAGUGGCCUGCAUGGACUUCCUAUUCUGCUCAAGGAUAACAUUGCAACCAAGGAUAAAAUGAACACCACGGCUGGUUCACUUGCGCUGCUUGGAUCCAUUGUACCUCGAGAUGCAGGCGUGGUAUCCAAAUUGAGGAAAGCUGGGGCUAUAAUUCUUGGCAAGGUCAGCUUGAGUGAGUGGGCUCAUUUCAGGGAUGGAAGUGUGCCCAGUGGCUGGUGUGCUCGGAGUGGUCAAGGAAAGAAUCCUUACAAUAUUUCAAAAGAUCCAUGCGGGUCAAGUAGUGGAUCAGCCAUAGCAGCAGCAGCAAAUCUGGCAGCAGUAACACUUGGGACCGAGACUGAUGGCUCAAUCCUCUGUCCAUCCAACAAUAACGCCAUUGUUGGUAUCAAACCUACUGUCGGUCUUACCAGCCGAGCAGGAGUCGUCCCCAUCACUCCCAGACAGGACACUGUCGGACCCAUGUGCAGAACAGUGGCAGAUGCUGUAUACGUCCUGGAUGCCAUUGCAGGCUUAGAUUAUAAUGAUAAAGCAACCAUUAAAGCAUCAAAGUACAUCCCACGGGGUGGCUACAAACAAUUUCUAAAGAUUGAUGGCCUUAAAGGGAAAAGACUGGGGUUAUUCAAAAAUGAAUUCUUCAAUGUUGGCGAAGGAUCUGUUUACGCCAAAGUUUUUGAGCGUCAUUUCUCCACUUUAAGGCGAAGAGGUGCAGUCUUGGUAGAAAAUGUAAAUGCUUCCAAGUACUUGGAGGCAUACAGCACCAGCAUAGACUACGAAACACUAGCAAUGACAGCUGAGUUCAAAUUGGCCAUAAAUUCUUACCUAAAACAACUAGUGGUGUCUAAAGUGCGAUCCUUGAAAGAUCUCAUUGCAUUCAACAACAAAUUUUCAAAAUUGGAAAAAACCAAGGAAUAUGGCCAACAGUUUUUCCUUGACACAGAAGCUACGAAUGGCAUUGGCCAAAAGGAGAAGGAAGCGCUAUUAAAUUUAGCAAAAAUGUCGAGAGAUGGGUUCGAGAAACUAAUGGAAGAGAACAAGCUAGACGCGUUGUUAUCACCAUUUUCAGUAGCUUCCUCUAUUCUUGGAAGGGGUCAAUAUCCAGGUAUCAUUGUCCCGGCUGGAUAUGAUAGAGAAGGGCUGCCUUUCGGCCUUUGUUUUGGGGGAUUAAAGGGCUCGGAGCCAACCCUGAUUGAGAUAGCCUAUGCCUUCGAGCAAGCUACUAAGAUCAGGAGGCCACCUUCAUUCAAGCACUGAAGUUAUUUAGUGCUGCUAGCUUGGUUGUAGCAAUAGGGUUAUCCACCCAAUUCUAAUUUGGUUCAAUGAAGUGAGAUGAUUCCACCAACGUCUAUGUUGGAUGGUUCAUACUCCCACUAUCUAGUGCUAUGUUAUCUAAAUAGUGUUGCCCUUCUUUGUCUAAAAAUAAAUGGAGUAGGCUUUUGUUUUUA
Gossypium raimondii (Peruvian cotton) is the source of this 1977-nucleotide messenger RNA. Its product is annotated as probable amidase At4g34880. Bases 233 to 1786 code for a protein of 517 amino acids. The record is from RefSeq and is a predicted model, not a curated record. NCBI's taxonomy places the organism in Eukaryota, Viridiplantae, Streptophyta, Magnoliopsida, Malvales, Malvaceae. The transcript has 5 exons.